Messenger RNA from Dictyostelium discoideum AX4, 2781 nucleotides. RefSeq names its product heat shock protein 70 family member. Lineage: Eukaryota; Evosea; Eumycetozoa; Dictyosteliales; Dictyosteliaceae. The transcript is spliced from 4 exons. The record is from RefSeq and is a predicted model, not a curated record. Bases 1 to 2781 code for a protein of 926 amino acids.
AUGGUUAAAAAUAUAAAAAUAUUUUUAUCAUUAUUUUUUGUAGUUGUAUUAGGUUUAUUAGCUACAACAGCAAAUUCAAUGGUUAUUGGUAUUGAUUUAGGUUCACAAACAUUUAAAGUAUCAUUAAUUAAACCAGGUGCAUUUGAAACCGUUUUAAAUGAACAAUCUGGUAGAAAAACAAUUUCAUCUGUUGGUUGGUUUAAAGAUGAAAGAUUAUUUUCUUCUGAUUCAUUUAGUGUUUGGGCUAGAAAUCCAAAACAAAAUUAUAAUUUAAUUCAAGCAUUUUUAGGUAUUAAAUAUAAAGAAGGAUUAGUUGAAGAGAUUAGUAAUGGAUUACCAUUAGGAUUUAAGGUAAAGAAUGAUACUGUUAGAAAUACAGUUUCAAUUGUAUACGAUGAUGAUACCAAUUAUUCAGCAGAGGAAUUGACAGGUAUGUUAUUAAGAAGAGUUAAGGAUAUGGCAUCGUCAUAUGCAGGUUCAUCAAUCAAGGAUUGUGCAAUCACAAUUCCACCUUACUUUACACAACAACAAAGACAAGCAUUAUUGGAUGCUGCUCAAUUAGCAGGAUUAAAUGUUUUAUCAUUAAUUCAUGAUGUCAAUGCAGCUGCAUUAUCAUUUGCAAUGGAUCGUACUUUCUUAGAAAAGAAUGAGUCCGUUAUCUUUUACGAUAUGGGUGCAAGACAUACCUCUGUAUCAUUAGUUGAAUUUGAAUCUCAUAAUGAACAAAUCAAAGGUGUCAAAAAGAAUAAAACAGUUUCAUCAGCAUCAGUUAAAGGUAUUGAAUGGGAUGAAAAAUUAGGUGGAUUUGAUUUUGAUAUGGUAAUUGUAAAUCAUUUGAAAACAUUAUUAAAGAAACAAAUUCCAUCAGCCAAUGUUGAUGAUAUUAAGAUUACAAUUAAAUUAUUAAAAGAAGUUGGAAAAAUGAAAGAAAAUCUUAGCGUAAAUCAACAAGCUCAAAUCUUUAUUGGUAGUUUAGUUGAUGAUCAUGAUUUCCAAGCAACCAUUUCAAAACAACAAUUUGAAGAAUUAUCACAAUCAUUAAUUGAACGUUCAUUAUUACCACUAAAAAAAUUAAUUCUUUCAACUGGUAUUAAAUUAAAAGAUAUUGAAUAUUUUGAAGUUAUUGGUGGUGGUGUUAGAAUUCCAUUUAUUCAACAAGCAUUAAAAGAUUACUUAAAGAGAGAUACAUUAGAUAAACAUUUAAAUGGUGAUGAAGCAAUGUCAAAUGGUGCUGCAUUUUAUGCAGCAAGUUUAACACAUUAUUUUAAAGUUAAAGAAAUUAAACUUAAAGAUAUUUUAUUAAAUUCAGUUGAUGUUGAAAUUAAUAAUAAUAUAAUUAAUAGUGGCGGUGCUGGUGAAACUUUAUUAGAAGAAACUGAAGAUAAUGAAGAUAAUGAAUUAAAUAAUAGUGGUAAUGAACAACAACAACAACAACAACCAACUAUUAACCAAGGCGGAUUAAAGGAUAAAAAAAUUCAAUUAUUUAAAGUUAAUUCAAAAUUAGGUAUAAAGAAAACUGUUUCAUUUUCAUCAGAGAAUGGAUUUUCAUUAUUUUUAAAUAAUCCAACAAUUAAUAAUCCAUUAGCAACUUAUACAGUUUCAAAUGUACCAACACCAGGUGAAAAAUAUAAUUUCACUGGUAAACCAAAGAUUCAUUGUUCUUUCCGUUUAACCACUAGCGGUAUAGUUGUUUUAGAGAAAGCUGAAGCUGAAAUCACCGUUUCAUUAAUUAAACCACAACCACAACAAAAUAAAACAUCCUCAUCAACAAGCACAACUAAAAAGAAUACCACCACAAUUGAAACAACUGAUGGUGGUAGUGAAGAAACUACUGAUGAAACUACAACCAAACAACAACAACAACAAGAAAAAGAAGAGGAAGAAGAAGUUGUAGUUGUUGAAAAAGUUAUUGAAUAUAUUCAAAAAACAAUUAGAGUACCAUUAAAUUUCACAAUUAAAUAUAAUGGUUGUGUUGAACCAUUAUCAAAGGAAUUAAGUCAAGAAAGUAAUGAUAGAAUUAAUAAAUUGGAUCAAGUUGAUAGAAUUUUAAGAGAAUUAAGACAAGAGAGAAAUAAUUUAGAAUCAUUUAUUUAUGAAACUAAAGAUAAAUUGGAAUCUAAUGAAGAAUAUUUGAAAUGUUCAACUCAACAAGAGAGAGAUCAAUUGGUUGAAGAAUUGGAUAAAACAUCUGCAUGGUUAUCGGAUGCUUUGGAUAAUGAUAAUACUGAAACCGAGGAAUACCGUAAACAAUUGAAAGAUAUUAAAAAGAAAGCUGACAAAAUCGUUAACCGUGUCUCUCAAUACCAAUUGGUACCUGUCGCAUUGGAAGAGUUGGAAGACACUGUUGAUAAAGUUAAACCAAUGUUUGAAAUCGCUUCAAAGGAUUUAAAUGUAACCGCUGAGGAAUUAAAAGAAACUACUGAUAAAAUUCAAUCCGUUUCCGAUUGGGUACAAGAAAAGAAAUCUGAAUUCAAAUUAGCUGAUUAUUCAAAAGAUUUACAAACUUCCUCUUUUGAUAUUAAAUUUAAACUUUAUGAUUUAGAAAGAACAAUUAAAGAAAUUUUAAAAAAGAAAAAGAAACCUGUUAAACCAUCCUCCUCUAAAAAAGAUAAAUCUUCAAAAUCUUCAAAAGGUAAAUCAAAUUCAACUGAUGAAAAAGAUCAAAAACAAAAAGAACAAAAAGAACAACAACAACAACAAAAAGAAGAAUCUCAAUUCCAAAAUGAUGGUGCUGAGGAACAACAAUUUGAAGAUGAUCAUAAAGUUCAUGAUGAAUUAUAA